This is a messenger RNA of Hypomesus transpacificus, 2867 nucleotides long. It is a transcript of the gene zgpat, whose product is annotated as zinc finger, CCCH-type with G patch domain. Gene Ontology annotation, biological process: negative regulation of DNA-templated transcription; regulation of transcription by RNA polymerase II. The record is from RefSeq and is a predicted model, not a curated record. Gene Ontology annotation, cellular component: nucleus. The transcript has 7 exons. Gene Ontology annotation, molecular function: RNA polymerase II cis-regulatory region sequence-specific DNA binding; DNA-binding transcription factor activity, RNA polymerase II-specific; metal ion binding. Bases 238 to 1857 code for a protein of 539 amino acids. NCBI's taxonomy places the organism in Eukaryota, Metazoa, Chordata, Actinopteri, Osmeriformes, Osmeridae.
ACCUUGCAGUCUGGGACAUCCAUAUAACUAGCUUGGCUAGCUUGCAACUAGCCGGCUGUUAACACUAUUUAGUUUCCCGUUUCUGUAUUUAUAAUGUAUUGUUUCGGAGAACAUAUAGACGUUCUCACAGUAAGUAUAUAUUAUUUACUAGCUAGCUACUAACAGUAAAGGUGAUACAUAACCGUAUUAAGACCCUUGCUAGAUGUUGAUCAGUGACCACUGCAGCUGCCAUCCAGCAUGGACGAAGGGACCUUGGAGGCGGCCAUCUCGGCCUACGAGGCUCAGCGACAGCAGGUGGAGGGCGCUCUGUCCGCCUGCCUGGACCCCACGCAGCAGACCGACCUCCUCCAACUGAAAGAGGAUCUCACUCAGCUCAUCGAACUGACAGAGGCCAGCUUGGUGUCCGUCAAAAAGAGCCGUCUCUUGGCGUCUCUUGAGGAGGGAAACUUGUUUCUAUCACAGACCGCGGACGGUGCGUCGGCAACCGGCGGCGGCGGUGGCCUGGACAACGAGUUUGCCGCCUUCUACUCUGAGGUCGGAGAAGUCUCCGGAAGCAGCUCGGACACACGGGAGAGAGGGGACGAGAGGGACGAUGAGCGAAAAGAUGAUAACGGAGAAGAAGAGGAGGAGGAAGAGGAGGACACUCUCAGUGGCACCAAGGUGCGAGCCCCCUACCGCACCUCCUGGGGCGUGCUGGAGUACCACAACGCCAUGGUGGUGAACACAGAAAGGCCAGAUGGGGAGGAGGCCCAGGUCAGGGUUCUGUAUGUCCAUCCCACUCAGAAGUCCAUGAAACCGUGUCCCUACUUCCUAGAGGAUAAGUGUCGCUUCCUGGAUGACUGCAGGUUCUCCCAUGGUGAAGUAGUGCGUGUGUCGGAGCUGAGAGCGUUCCUGGAGGCCGACCUCAGUAACCUCCAAGAGGGCUCGCCCUGCCUGGCUCGACAUGAAGAUGGGAUCUGGUACCCAGCUAGAAUAACAGAUAUCGACCACGGCUUCUUCAUGGUGAAGUUCAACUCACUGCUGCUGAAAGACGCCAUGUUGGAGGCGGAUGGGGUCAUCCCACCAAUGAGAGACGACGACUCGCUCUCCUCCGACUCGUCCGAGGAUGAAGACCUGAUAGAUGGGGAGGCAGCCUUUGCCAGAGUUUUGGACCACUCCCAAGAGGAUGACAGGAUCCAGUCUAGCGGUUCUUCCUUUGGGGGCUGGGAGGCACACACAAGAGGCAUCGGCUCCAAGCUCAUGCUUAAAAUGGGAUACGAAUACGGGAAAGGUUUGGGCAAGACCUCUGAGGGCAGAGUCGAGCCGGUCCUAGCGGUGGUUCUCCCCAAAGGCAAGUCCCUGGACCAGUGUGCUGAGCUCACUGGGCGCAGGACCCAGAGCAAGACCUCGAACAACGGCGAAAAGGCGGCCAACAAAAAGAAGAGGAGGAAGAGGAAGGGCCGAGCGGGUCCCUCUGGGGGCCGCCGCAACGUGUUUGACUUCCUCAACCGCAAACUGGGGGACGGGGAGGCGGACGGGGAGGCGGACGGCGGUGCGGACGGCGGUGGGGGCCCCGCCCCCGCUCCGUCACCGCGGGGGUCGGGGGUGGAGGCAUACAGGGGGGGUAAGAACGCCAAGAGGAGCCUGAACGUGAAGGUGUUCCAGGCUGCGGAGAGAGUGAUCCAGACUGAGAGGGAGAUCCAGAGGCUGACUGAGUCGCUCAGGAGACGCAGUGGGAGGGAUGUAACCAUGGUGAGCCACCUAGAGGAGAGGCUGAGUGCGGCGCGCAGCCUGCUGACGCAGCAGAAGGCCCAGGAGAUCUCCGUUCAGAGGGAAAACAGGAAGGCCGACACGCACAAGAAAAUGACCGAGUUUUAAACUUUUACUGGCCAAUCGUUGGAGGCACAAAUAGACAGGACUGUCAAGGAGACCUUCUUGUGUCGAAGGACACAAAAGACUAUUUACAUGUUUUGUAAGGAUUUAGUUUUUGUGCGGCUAAUGGCUACAUGCAUUUGUGAGUUUUGUUUGUUUUGGUGUAACUGAAUUUCUUCAACUUUGAUCAUGGGAAGUCUUUGACUGUUUGGUCCGCCUUGUUUUUUCUCGUUAACACCAAUUCUUCUACAGUUAAAAAAUGUUUCAACACAAGUGGAUUAUUCCUUUUUUGGGGAAGAUUAGUUUGCCAAAAUCAAUGGAUGAAACUGUACCUGAUCAUACAUUGUAAAUAUAAACUUCAUGUACGUAAAAAGAAAGCUAUUUGUGCUAUAAUUUCUGAGGCUUAUGUUUUUGUGUUGGUUGAUAGGCGGUUGAUUUACAACUGGCUUUGAUAGGCCACUCAACCGUUCUAGAGUUUUGAAGUUAAGCAUUUUCCUUCUCCCUGACUCCUUCUUCCUACUUGUCUUACUGAAGCCAUGGAUCCAUUCUUCUUUUUUUUUUUUCAGAAAGUGGGCGACUGAUUUCUGCCUCACAAUGUGUAGACAUAGUCUGAAGGCGUAGAUGUAGUGAUUUAAUCUACUGAUCCAGACACGUUUUAUCUCACUUCUCUCUCAAACACAUUAUUAAAAAGGUUGAAGUCGUGGUUCCAGAUAAGAUACCUGUUUGCUUGAAAGGGAAGACAUAUUAGGAGGAGCUACGGUUUGAGGACGCAUCAUUUUCUUCCCAAUUUGAGGGUUAUGGUGUUCUUGAUCCGAGAGUUACAGGUUUGUGUUGAGAGAUGUAGAUGUGUUUACCAUGACCCUGUUUGUUUCUCAGUUGGUGUUUAAUGGGUUCCUUUGUGGCUACGCCUUGCCGAAGUCGUUCCUUGAUUGCUUGAAGUCAUUCGACAGUGAGUCAGCACAAACAAAAGUAACACAUCCAGGUAUGUGAGAGAGAGACAGAGAGAAAUACAGAGA